UCGUGAGAGCUAGAAUUUCCCGUUACCAUUUAAGCGGCGCCCGCCGCCUAGCUCGCCCGGCCAGCGCUAAACGAAAAUGGAAAUAGAAAGUGGCGACGGCUCUAAAACCCUACUGAAACCCGGAUCCAUCACACAUUUCGGCAGAGGCGCAGGUUUCAACUACAACGACGACGACCGUUCCGUGUCACGCCGACACAUAUCGUUCCAUCCCUACCCUUCCCCCGACGAUGAACGCGAUGGCCCGCCGGUUCGUUUCGAAGUUGUCGGGAAGAACCCGGUUUGGGUCCACAAUGGCAAGAGCGGCGGAGUGAAGACGUACCGGAGAUCCGAAAUAGGUGAAUUGGAGAGCGGAGACAUGUUCUGUGUUUCAGCGAAGAACCCCGUUUGGUUCACGCUCAAAAGAACUUAUUCCGAAGCUCAAGGUAGUAAGGGUAAGAAGAGAGAUACGCUGGUUGGCACUGAUCCGGACUAUGAGCAACAAGGGGUUGAAGAAUUGGACCCUGAUUCCAUCAAUCUAUCAGACAUCGACGCUGUUAAAGAGUUUGGACUGGUGGUAAUUGGGCAUGAGUUUGAUGCUUAUCCAAAGAAAAUGAUAAAAGAUAUCAAGAAUUGGGAUUGGGAUAUCGAGGAACCAGGGGAUGAAAGCGAGAAUGAUGAAGGAGGGAGGAAAAGGUGGAAGAGGAAGAGGAGUUGUAAAAAUGACGAGGAUGGUGGUGAUGAUGAUGAGUGGAGAGGGGAGAGUGAGGAGGAGGAGGAGGAGAAGGAAGCAGUAAAUAAAUCAAGCAAAUCUCAAGUCGCUAAGUUUAUGACUACUAGAUCCAAGGAUUAUGGUAAACCAAGUAAGGGUUCCGGAAAAGAGAAGCUUUUAGCCCAAACGGAAAGUAUUGGUGAUGAAGAUUCAGAUGAUGAGGACUCAGAUGAGACGUUAGGAGGUUUUAUUGUUGUGGACGAAGAAAUUGGAGAAGACGAUACUGCUGACGACGAUGACGAAGAGGAAGAAUUUGAUGAUUUAGAAGAGGAUUGAUGAGAACAAGCAAAUAUGUUCAAUGGUUCUUUAGAAUGGUUAACCAUGUAGUUUGUAUAAAUGUUCAAUUUGUUGUGUUUUGUACAGCUUUUUGGAAUGCUUGUCCAAUAUCAUCAUACAUAGCCUUAUUCCAUUCAUUACAUACUCUGCAGCUGAUUGCUACCUAUGUUCUUUUUGUAUGUCUCUCUUCUGAUUAGCCGGCUAACUGUUUGAUUCUGGAACAGGAAGGGCUUAUUGUCGUUACUUUUGUGUCAUGUAGAAACACUUUGAAGCAAGGUUCAAAAC
Messenger RNA from Cuscuta epithymum, 1309 nucleotides. The record is from the annotation of a GenBank genome assembly. NCBI's taxonomy places the organism in Eukaryota, Viridiplantae, Streptophyta, Magnoliopsida, Solanales, Convolvulaceae.